AAUGUCUGAAAAGGAGGAAAGUGCUGGUGGUGAACAAGAUGAUGUUUCUUUUUUAAGAACUGGAGAUAUAAUAUGUUUAACAUGCCUUGUAACAAGCCAAAAAGAGGGCGCAGGUGGAGAGUCAGAACGUGUUUGUUUAGCUACGGAAGGUUUUGGCAAUAGAAUGUGUACAUUAGAGAAUGUUUCUGAUCGUGAUUGUCCGCCAGAUAUUUCUUCUUGUUCUUUAUAUAUUGAGAAUGCACUUUCUGUUAGAGCUUUACAGGAGAUGAUGAGUGCCGAUGGAGGGAAUAUUGGUGGGAAUGCCGGAGGGGGUACAACAACAGCAACAAACACCACAUCAAAUGAUGCAACAACUUCAAAAGGAGGAGGACACAAAACACUUCUUUAUGGCCAUGCUGUUCAACUUAGACAUGUUCAGAGUUUAAUGUAUUUGGCAUGCCUUUCAUCGUGUUCUUCGAAUGAUAAAUUGGCUUUUGAUGUUGGUGUUCAAGAAGGGAGUGAAGAGGGAGAAUCUUCCUGGUGGACAAUUCAUCCAGCAAGCAAACAAAGGUCAGAGGGAGAAAAAGUUCGUGCUGGUGAUGACGUUAUUUUGGUCAGUGUUGCAACUGAACGAUAUUUGCAUAUGACUAAUGUGGCAGAAGAUGCAUUAAUUGGUGGGAGAUUGGGAUAUAUGGUUAUUGCUUCUUUUCAUCAAACACUUUGGAAUGUUACUUCGCUAAGCUCAGGAAGUGUUCGUAUAAGAAAUAUGGGCCAUCUGUUUGGCAACGACGUCCUUCGCCUCUUCCACGGAAAUGAUGAAUGUUUAACUAUUCCAGAGAAUUGGAGUGAAUAUCCCUUACAUAAUUUAAUAAUAUACGAAGGAGGUCCUGCUGUUACUCAAGCAAGAUCACUUUGGAGAAUAGAAUUAAUUAGAACUAAAUGGCAUGGAGCUCUUGUUGGUUAUGAACAACCUUUUCGAAUUCGGCAUAUCACAACAGGCCGAUAUUUAGGAGUUGUAGAGGGAAUGAAUGAAAAACUUGUCCAGCUUUUGCAUAGAGACCGUGCUACCUAUCAAAAUAGCGCUUUUGUACUUUGUCCAAAUAAAGAUCCAAAAAAGCAAAUGUUGGUUGAUGAAAAAGAAGAGGAAGGAAUGGGACAAGCAACAAUACGUUAUGGGGAAACAAAUGCUUUUAUUAGGCAUGUUGAAAGAGAAGUAUGGCUUACUUACCAAACAUCUGAAGUUACAAGAAAGGGGAUUGGAAAAGUUGAGGAGAAGAAAGCUAUAGCACAUAGUGAAGGUCAUAUGGAUGAUUGUUAUACAUUUUUUAUGGCAUUGAGCGAGGAAAGUAUGUCCGCUCGAGUAAUUAGGAAAUGUUCUGCUGUUCUGAAUCGCUUUCUAAAAGGAAUCGAAGGCCUUCAAACAGAUGGAAAUGAAUCGCGUGAUUGGCGCCGUGUUGAUCUAAAUGAAGUUUUAAUGCUCAUGAGAGACCUUAUUGACUAUUUUGCACAGCCUGAAGAGCAACUAGAUUUCGAAUCGAGACAAAAUCGUUUUCGGGCUCUCAGAUCAAGACAAGAUUUAUUCCAGGCAUUUAUUAAAUAUUAUGAAACAAAGAAUUUUUAA
Molecule: messenger RNA, 1600 nt
Organism: Meloidogyne enterolobii
Lineage: Eukaryota; Metazoa; Nematoda; Chromadorea; Rhabditida; Meloidogynidae
Source: the annotation of a GenBank genome assembly